UCAAUCAGGAAAUAAAUCAGAAUGAAACUAGUAUUUUGACGUCAUUACCGCAUCAAGAAUAAAAUAUUUUAUUGAAAGACGCAAGCGCUGUGACACUAAAUUCCAUAGUUUAUCAGACAGGUGUAUUUUUCACGGUUGUAAGUUUUAUUUCGUGUUAAGAAGAAGAAAUCGCGAAUGGAGAUAAAUCAGAAUAGACCAACAAUAACGAUCGGUUUCUCCGGGAAUGUAAUUGAAAGCGCCGCGUAUUUAGUUGCAGCACUGUCGAAAUUACGCUUUGAUCUUGAUUGGACACAAACCAGAAGAGAUCUGUACGCGAGGAUCCAGUAAGAAUGGCUGCCGUUUUUAGAAGAUUCAGAGCCGUGCAGAUCACGGUGAUCGGCAAAACUAAACUACCGUCAUUUGUUACCAGCCGAUCUUUUGCAAGGUCAUCGAUCCGACAGGAUAUCAGCGAAGGAUGGAUAAACAAGCUUUUCGUAAGAAAAAUCGAGCCAACCAAAGAGUCUCAUUCAAGGAUGCUGUCAGAUAAAGGAGUUAUUUACGCCUUGCACACGCACAAUAUUCGACCCGAUUCCAUUGAUAAAUAUUUGACCAAUUAUGAAGAGAUUGUUAACAUUAUAAACUCCAAGAAAUCUGAAUUGAAAUUGGAGCUAGUUGGUUCAUGGACUGUCGUAGCUGGUGAUAUCGAUCAAGCGUUGCAUCUAUGGCGAUACUCUGGUGGCUAUGAUAGUGUUGACCGCACACAAAUUGAAUUGUCUAAAGAAGGGGCAUAUCAACAAUUAUUCAAAGAGAAUGGCAAAUAUCUACGGUCACGUUAUUUACAAUAUUUAUUGGCAUUUAGCUAUUGGCCUCCUCUUACAAAACGAAAUGGUUCGAAUAUAUAUGAAAUACGUAGUUAUAGGUUACAACCUGGUACUAUGAUUGAAUGGGGUAAUAAUUGGGCAAAAGCCAUCAAUUAUAGACGUAACAACAAUGAACCAUUUGCUGGUUUCUUUUCACAAAUUGGUAGAUUAUAUAAUGUCCAUCAUAUUUGGUGCUACAAAAAUCUUCAAGCACGAAUGGAAACUCGUGAAAGUGCAUGGAGAUCUCCAGGAUGGGAUGAAUGUGUUGCAUAUACUGUACCAUUAAUUAGGGAAACACAUUCCCGUAUAUUAAGACCAACUAACUUUUCACCAACAAAAUAAGAUUUUAUGUCCACAAAUCUAAAUGCAUUUGUAUAAUACAAUUUAUUUCUUAUGUUUACAUUAUAAUGUAAAAAUAUUUGUUAUAUUAUACAUACUACGUUUAUAUAACUGUAUAAAGUAAGCGCUCAAUAUGAAAUGAAAUGUAGCAUUUUGUUGUAUUGCAAUUACUAAAAUGUAUUUUAAUAAAAUUUAAACUUCUUUGUUACUAUAA
This is a messenger RNA of Bombus terrestris (buff-tailed bumblebee), 1392 nucleotides long. RefSeq names its product protein NipSnap (gene Nipsnap). The record is from RefSeq and is a predicted model, not a curated record. The transcript is spliced from 5 exons. Gene Ontology annotation, cellular component: mitochondrion. NCBI's taxonomy places the organism in Eukaryota, Metazoa, Arthropoda, Insecta, Hymenoptera, Apidae. The coding region runs from base 330 to 1181 and encodes 283 amino acids.